Molecule: messenger RNA, 2781 nt
Organism: Danio aesculapii
Lineage: Eukaryota; Metazoa; Chordata; Actinopteri; Cypriniformes; Danionidae
Product: NACHT, LRR and PYD domains-containing protein 3-like
Exons: 8
Coding region: 1-2781 (926 amino acids)
Molecular function (GO): protein binding
Source: RefSeq, a predicted model, not a curated record
AUGAAGCAAAAUGAACUUGCAGAUACUCUUAAAGAUGAGCUUGUCUUCAUUCAUCAGCGACAACUUAAGUCAAACCUGACAAAGAAGUGUCAGUGUGUGUUUGAAGGUAUCGCAAAGCAAGGAGACUCCACACUUCUGAAGAGCAUUUACACAGAUCUCUAUAUCACUCAGGGGGGCAGUGAACAUGUCAAUGCUGAACAUGAGGUCAUACAAAUUGAAGCUGCUUCCAGACGUCAUGAAGCUCAAGAGAUACAGGUUGAAUGCAACCAUUUAUUUGAAAAAUGUGAACAAGACAAGCAGAUCAGAACUGUACUGACAAAAGGAGUCGCUGGCAUUGGAAAAUCCAUCUCUGCUCAAAAGUUUGUUCUGGAUUGGGCUGAAGGAAAAGAAAAUCAAGAGAUCAGCUUCAUAUUUCCUCUUCCAUUCAGAGAGAUGAACUUAAAGGAGAAAGAAAAACUCAGUUUGAUGGACCUUAUAACUCAGUUUUUCCCAGAGACAAAAGGACUGAACCUUACAAGAAAUGAUAGAUUCAAAGUCCUGUUCAUCCUUGAUGGAUUGGAUGAAUGUCGUCUUCCUCUGAACUUUGCUGAUAAUGAGACGUAUCGUGAUGUUUCAUCACCAGCCUCACUGGAUGUUCUCCUGACGAACCUCAUCAAGGGAAAUCUGCUUCCUUCUGCUCUCAUCUGGAUCACCAGCAGACCAGCAGCUGCCAGUAAGAUUCCUCCUGACUGUAUCGACCGAGUGACAGAAGUUAGAGGAUUCAAUGAUGCACAAAAGGAGGAGUACUUUAGAAAAAGAUUCACAGAUGAGAAUCAGGCCAAAGAAAUCAUUGAUCAUGUUAAACAAUCAAAGAGUCUCUUCAUCAUGUGCCACAUCCCAGUCUUCUGCUGGAUUUCAGCCACUGUUCUCCAGAACAUUUUACAGGAGAAAGCAAACACUGAUGUGAAAAACAAUCAGACUGAUGAUACUUCCAAAACACUGCAAGAAUCAAACACUGAAGACACUCCCAAGACUCUGACACAAAUGUACACACACUUUCUGCGCUUCCAGGUCCAGCAGAGCAGACGAAAAUAUGAUAGAGAAUACACACCAGAUGUUUCCUGGGAUAAAGAUGCUAUUGUUUCAUUGGGUAAACUGGCCUUUAAACAUCUGGAAAAUAACAACCUGAUCUUUUAUGACACAGACCUAAAAGCUUGUGGUAUUAAUGUCUCAGAAGUUGCAAAAUUCUCAGGCAUGUGUACUCAGAUCUUUAAGGAGGAAACAGGGAUUGUUCUUGGUACCAUGUACUGCUUUGUUCACAUGAGCAUUCAAGAGUUUAUUGCAGCCCUUUAUGCACAUCUGUUUCUGGACAUCAACAAGAGAAGUGUGUUUGAUCAAGACUCUACAGAACAGAAAAACACAAAUGAAGCUAGGAUUGAUUUGCUGAAGACUGCAGUGGACAAGGCAAUUAAAAGUGACAAUGGACACCUGGACCUUUUCCUUCGCUUCCUCCUUGGUCUGUCACUCGAGUCUAAAACACUAUUACGAGGUCUGUUGACACAGCAAGAUGACUGUGUGGACAGCAAAGAGGAAAUAGUUCAGUACAUCAAGCAGAAGUUUGAAGAAAAUCUGUGUCCUGAUAGAUCCAUCAAUCUGUUCUACUGUCUGAAUGAACUGAACGACCAAACUCUGGUGAAAGAGAUUCAGACUCACCUUAGCCAAGGACGUCUCUCAUCUUCUGACCUUUCACCUGCCCAGUGGUCUGCUGUGGCCUUUGUGUUGUUGACAUCAGAUGAGGAGAUGGAAGAAUUUGAGCUUCAGAAAUUCAAGAAAUCAGACGAGUGUCUCAUCAGACUAUCACCAGUCAUCAAAACCUCCAAAAAAGCUCUACUGAAUAAUUGUGAAAAGAUGACAGAAAAAAGCUGUUCAGUUCUAGCUACUGUUCUCUCCUCCAAAACCAUCCUGAAAGAGAUGAACCUGAACAACAGUCGUCUGCUGGACUCAGGAGUCAGAGAGAUCUGUGAGGGACUGAAGAAUCCUGUGUGUAAACUGGAAAUACUCAAUCUACGUAAAUGUGGUCUAAUAGAGAAAAGCUGUUCAGCUCUGUCUACAGUCCUGAGAUCAGACAGCAGUCUGAAAGAGCUUGACAUGAGCAACAAUAUUCUGCAGGAUUCAGGAGUGAAGAAACUCCAGAGCGGAUUAGAAAAUACAAACUGCACUCUGGAGAAACUCAGUCUUUCAGACUGCAGAAUCACUGAAGAAGGUUAUAAAGCUCUGGCUUCAGCUCUGAGAUCAAACCCUUCACACCUGAUAGAGCUGGAUCUCAGAGGAAAUGAUCCUGGGCAAUCAGGAGUGAAGGAGCUCACUGAUUUACUGCAGGAUCCACACUGUACACUGGAGACACUGAGGUUUUUGAGUCCUGCUGCAGAUGAAGCCUUUCAGUUUGUGACUGGAGUUGUGGGUAAAAACCCGUUACUCCUGAAAGAGCUGAAUCUGAGUGAUCGUGAACUAGGAGACACACGAGUGAAUCAACUCUCUGCUCUACUGCAGGAUAAACACUGUAAACUCAACACACUCAUUCUGUGUAGAUGCAGUAUUACAGAGGAACAGUGUGUGAUCCUGACUUCAGCUCUGAAAUCAAACCCAUCACACCUGAGAGAACUGAACCUCAGUGGGAAUGAACUAGGAGAAUCUGGGUUUCAAAGCCUUUGCUCUCUACUGAUGAACCAACAAUGCAAGCUGAAGAAACUAAUUUUGGCUGAUCACACUCACAUUUACGGUCUGAGAAUCUUCUUGCUGUGA